Messenger RNA from Dovyalis caffra, 645 nucleotides. Lineage: Eukaryota; Viridiplantae; Streptophyta; Magnoliopsida; Malpighiales; Salicaceae. The record is from the annotation of a GenBank genome assembly.
AUGGAGAGAAACCAUCAAAAUCGUCAGCAACGUGGAAACCAUGUCUCUUUGUCAUCCUUUUCUCAAUCAACAAGGCCCAAAAACACCAAAUUUUCAAACUUUAAUCAGUCCAGCAGUGCCACUAAUUGUGCUACUACUACGAAUAGAAGUAAUGCCCAUGACGUACCCCAGUGGAAACCCAGAAGAGGAAACACAAGUAGCUGCAAUACCCAGAAAGAAAUAAUCAAAACAGAAGAAGAUAAAGAAGAGGAUUCUUCAGGCUUUCCAAGACUAAUUGGAACUUGCCCUUUUAUGUGCCCAGAGAGUGAAAUGGCCCAGCGAAUGCGACUGAGAGAUUUAGCUGUGUUUGAGAGACUCCAUGGAAAUCCCAGGAAAACAAAUUCAGCCUUAGCACACAUGCAAGCUUCUGAUGUGCGGCCAUUUCCAGUAUUAGAAAACACUUUGGACUAUCUCUUAAACUUGCUGGAUUCAACAGACCUUCCUUUUGAAGUGGUUCAUGACUUCAUUUUUGACAGGACAAGGUCUAUAAGACAAGAUCUUAGCAUGCAGAAUAUUGUUGAUGAUAAGUCAAUCUACAUGUAUGAGAAAAUGGUACGGUUCCUUGGCAAAAACCUUCAAUUAUUUCCUCCUCCUAAGGGUGAUUGA